Molecule: messenger RNA, 499 nt
Organism: Dermatophagoides pteronyssinus (European house dust mite)
Lineage: Eukaryota; Metazoa; Arthropoda; Arachnida; Sarcoptiformes; Pyroglyphidae
Gene: e(r)
Product: enhancer of rudimentary
Source: RefSeq, a predicted model, not a curated record
GAUUGUUAAUAGCUCAAUUUUGAGUUGAUUAUCACACAUCUGAAUCUGAAAAAUUCUUUAUACAGAAUUUUAGUUUUUUUUUUGAAUUUCUUAAAACAAAUUUUCAUUGAUUGAUUUUUGAAUCAAUAAAUUAAUUAUGGCUCAUACAAUAGUCCUAUUUCAGCCAGGAAAAUUAGAAACACGUACUUAUUGGGAUUUUGAAUCAUUGAAUGAUGCACUCGAAUAUAUUUGCCAUCUUUAUGAAUUACAUUUAAAAGAAGAUAAUCCUGGAUUGACAACAAUUACCUAUGAUAUCUCACAGCUAUUCGAUUAUCUUGAUUCAUUAACCGAUCUUAGCUGUUUAGUAUUUCAACGAGCCGCAAAUCUUUAUGCACCAUUUCCACGUGAUUGGAUCAAAGAGAAAAUAUUUAUCUUUUUAAAACGUGAAGCAAGUAAAAAUUCAAAUACAAAUAAAAUGCAAUCAUAAUUUAGGUAUAGGUCACAACAUUUUCAAAUUUCA